Molecule: messenger RNA, 4130 nt
Organism: Chrysemys picta bellii (western painted turtle)
Lineage: Eukaryota; Metazoa; Chordata; Testudines; Emydidae
Gene: SPATA1
Product: spermatogenesis associated 1
Source: RefSeq, a predicted model, not a curated record
UAACGCCACUGUCACGAUACAGCCCCAUAGGUGUCCCGAUAGCGGCGUAGCUCCCUAGGUCCUUCUAUCGUGGCCAUACCCCCGGUCCCAGGCCCAACCCAGCGCCAGGUGUCCCGGGGUCGGGGUUCAGCGCCUCCGCUGGAUUUGCUCCGGCCCCUGGAACAAAUGGCGAGAAGGCGUCAGUGAAGGUAAUCGUGGCUCCUUAGUGACCCUCUGCUCGCCCGGCGGUGUUUGAAAAGGGACCGUUACCCAGGAAACCCUUCCCUCGGCCCGAGCAAGGCAAUGCCGUUAGCGCAGGGUAAAUACAAGAACUCAAACUGAACAAGACACAUACAAGAUAAGAAGGAAACUUGCGGCUCUGUGGCACCUGCUCGCCAACGAUCCCAAAGUGCUUCCUAGAUCUACUAAUGAAGGGAGCCUCCCACCCUACUCACCUUUGGGGUAACAGCCCAUUUUACAAACGGGGAAGGAAAAGCUGCAACUUGCCUAAGAAGAGAUCACGCAAGCCUGUGGCAAAGUCGGCCAAAACCCGCAAUCUCCUUCCCUCACUAUAUUUGAACCAGCAGAAGAACAUGGUUCCCAGGAGUGCCCCUCUGGCACUAGUGACUUACUUCUGCUUGGUUCGAGUUCAUGUACUGCUUAAACUGGCUUAUCCUUUCACCAACACGGGUUUAAUAAAAAAUCUUAUCUCACCUACCCUGCCUCUAGGAUGGUGAAUAGUUAGUUCUACAAGUAUACAUUAGUAUACAGUUUUGUAUUAGGGUUUUCAUGGAUUUUGAGUAUUUGAUUUAUAAUUCAAUAUUUCUGAGAAAAAUAAAGUGAAUAGUAAAACAAAGGUUUCAGAGUAGCAGCUGUGUUAGUCUGUAUCCGCAAAAAGAACAGGAGUACUUGUGGCACCUUAGAGACUAACAAAUUUAUUAGAGCAUAAGCAUCCGAAGAAGUGGGCUGUAGUCCACGAAAGCUUAUGCUCUAAUAAAUUUGUUAGUCUCUAAGGUGCCACAAGUACUCCUGUUCUUUUUUAGUAAAACAAAGUUUCAAUCCCUGGCAUAUAAUGUUCACACUAUAUUUUGGGACUUUGCAUUUCUUUAGUGGCUUCCAAAUAAUUUCUGGAGAAAUUCCCCUAAAAUGGAGACAAAAUGGAAAAAGUUUUUUUUACUUUGGAUUUAGGGAGAAAAUAAUGUUGUAUCCAGGCCUAGAGAGUUUUAUACUAUACAAUAAUGCUUGUGAUGAGUCAGAAUAAAAUUAGCUCCUCAGAUAAAUUGACCUAAACAUUUCAAACUAAUUUCAACAGAUGUUAAUAGGAAAAAAUGCUAUUUUAAAGGACUCCCAUUAACUAGAUGCAUUUUGAGUUUAUUGCAAUUAAUUCAGACAACAAAAGAUGAAUAGAUAUUGUAGAUUUUUUUGGGGGGGGGGCUGAAAAACAUCAGUUCUCAUCUAAAAUCUUUUGACACCUGGUUCUAAAUCCCUUAUUCUAGAAAAAGAUGGUAACUACACAACUGUGAUAUAGUAUUUGAUAAUAGAUAUGCUGUACAAUUAUUGGCCAUUUUUUAAUCCCAUUGAUUUCAGUAGAAGUUAGGAACCUAAAUACCUUUGAGGUUCUUGGCCAAAGAUUUUACAAUCUGGAUUUACUUUGACAAAACAGGAAAAAGCAAUGGGAUAGAGACAGGGAGGGAGGAAAGAAGGAAGGAAGGAAUAUGUAGAACAAGGCACUGAGGUGAGUGGUACAGUAAGCGUAGGCUUUUUGUUUGUUUUUAUAGUGAUAGAAAAUUAUAACCAUGUAAAACACAAGAGUGGAGAAUUCGUGGUUUUUAGGACAAGGGCCAGAGGAGACAAUUAAAUCUGUUGUUUUAAAGGAACCAUGGUAAUCUCAGUCAUCAACGAAAAAUUUAAACAGUGUUUGCAGUCUAAAUGGAAUAAGAGGAAGAAGAAUACUUUGCACUUUUCAGGUCUUUUUACUGAGGAUCUUAAAGCACUUUAUGAACAAUCAUUAAUGAAGACUCAGCAGCCAUGGGAGGCAGGAUUUAUCAUAAUCCAUUCUGUUAAGUAAUGCUAAGAUACAAAAGAAAUUUAAAAAUCCAUCCGGAAUCCAGUGACACCCAAUACAGGCACCAGUGAAUAUGUCAUUCAGUCAAACUAGACCGCCAACAUCAGAGUUGGUAGAGCUUCAUGUUUUUUAUGUCCCAGAAGAAGUGUGGAACUUCACAUUAAAUACAGUUUCUGCAGAUCUUACUAGCAAAUUCAUUUCAGCUGGAUUUAUAAGGGUGCCUCGUCAUGUCACAUUGAGAGCAUUGCGGGAGCAGCUUGGAGACUUCCUGGGUGAAGAUGCUGUUGCAGAUAAGUUUAUAUUUCUGAAACAUAUAGGGAAAAAGCUAGCAGUGGUGAAGGCAAAGCAAGAAACAGAACUGAAACUCAAGUUAUUUGCUCCCCCACAUGCACUUCAUCCCGAAUUAUAUUUGCUCCCUGGAGUGGACCACUUAGAAAUUGCUUAUUCAUCAUCAGCAACUCCAGAUACACAGCACUUUAAUGCAGAAUCCCAUAGGUCUCCCCAUGGACCAAGUACUUUAAAUCUUCCAAAGAAAGAGCGUGAAAAAAGUCCAACAUUUCUAGAAAGUCCACAGAAAAAUACUCUCAUGCAGAAUCAGGAAGAUUCUAGUUCUUUAGGAUGGAGUGAGACAGAAAAAGAAAUGAUUUCAGUUUUGCACAUAAAACCUGAACAAAGCCUGAACAACAGGACUUGGGAAAAACAGAUUCCACGUAGAAGGAAAGACCAAAUUGGAUCCAAUGGAUCUCUCCGCAUACCAAGUAGUUUAAAUCCCACAAAGUGGGAGUCUGGAAAAAAUCCUACAUCUUUGGAAAGUGCUCAGAAAAAUCAUCUAAGCCAGGAUCAGAAAGAAUCUAAUACACGUAGGUGGAGUCAAAAAGACAAAGGGACUAUUUCAGGUCAUCAUGUAAAACAGAGCACUGAACAAGCCAAGAACAAUGAGACUCAGGAAAAUCACAUUCCCCCUGGAAGAAAAGAAGAAAUCCCUAUGGUGGUGGCUGAAACUGUGGAAAAUAGAGGCAAUCUAAAAGCUAUCAGGAUGGGAAGAAACACUACAGGGGAUUCCGGUAUUCCAGAAUCAUUGGAAGAUGGAGACAAGGAAUAUUUGCACAAUAAGAAAAGCCCUCAGCAGUCUGGAAUUAGAGAAUCUGUGACUGAUAUUGGUAUCAAACAGGAUGAUAAGACAGAUAAGAAUAACAUAAAUCGUCUUGAGUAUUCAAGUCAAUACAUUUCUCCUCCUCCUCCACCGUCUCUUUCUAUAAACAGAUCUCAAGUUCCCAUAUUUCAGACAGAGAAAAGCAAGAUGGUUGAACAACUGAAACAAAUGAAGGCAGAAAGAAGGCACAUGGAAAGAACUAGAGAGGAACUGGUUAAAAAAGCCAAAGGUUUGCUUGAACAAAAUAAGCUGAGGAGAUAUCAUGCUCGUGAUGCAUGGAAAAAGAAAUAUUUUGAAACUAAGAAAGCUACAGCUUCAUUGGAGGACAUUUUAAAUAAACUGCGACAAGAUGUAGAGCUUUACUAUCAAAAGUUACUGUUGCAGCUGGAAGCCAGAGAUAUCAGGAAACGGCCAAACAAUUUAACACACAUUGCAAACGCCAAGAACACCACAAUCAUCCAGAUUACAACAGUGCAGCACGAAAUUGAUCAACUAAAGAGAAAGCUAGAUAAUACAAAAAUGAAACUCAUAAUAGAAAUUAAGUUCUUUUGCAGAUGAGAAAGCAGGCGGCCUCUGAUUUACGAGCAUUGAGAGCAGAGCUGGCACAGAAGAAAAUUCAGUCAUCUUUAAUACUUCAGUCUGAAACACCAGUAUUUUAGAAGGAUCGCAUUACUUGGGAUUGUGUAAUAUAUUUGUAUAGAAGCUCAGCAUGUCAGUAUUGUUUUUAUGUUCCUAUACUUUUAUUUUAAAGAGACUUUUCAAUAUGUAAGAUAGGAUAAUUGUAUAUGUUAAAAUAGAAGUAUAUCAUGUAUUUAAAAUGCCUUAAAAUAGCUCAAGCUAAUAAUUGUAACUCAGUUGUAAUUCUCUUAUACUUAUAAAAACAUGCAGUUUAAUCUAUUAGCGUGUUUAUUUUUGACUAUAAGCUAAUCAAAU